This is a messenger RNA of Kwoniella botswanensis, 792 nucleotides long. RefSeq lists its product as uncharacterized. The transcript is spliced from 6 exons. The coding region runs from base 1 to 792 and encodes 263 amino acids. The record is from RefSeq and is a predicted model, not a curated record. NCBI's taxonomy places the organism in Eukaryota, Fungi, Basidiomycota, Tremellomycetes, Tremellales, Cryptococcaceae.
AUGACUGAUAGUACUGAUAUAUUCGACCGUGCUCUAGCCAGCGCAAUAGCCCUUGCGAAUCAUCAAGAUACACAUAAUACAUCCUAUAAGCUGGAAUCCAAUCCUUCAUGGGAAAGGAAGAAAGAUAUAUUGUCGGUGUCGAAUAGCUCUCUUGAGCAGAUCCCAUGGUAUCGAUACGAAUAUCAAGAUUCUGCGCCAGGUAGUUCUACAAAAUACCUUCUGUCAAUCUUAGGACCGAGAUACGAUCCUGAUCUUCAUUCUGAUCCGGAUCCGCAAAAUUCCGAUCCAUACGAUCUUCCUGUACGAUGUGACCUCGUGAUCAGUAGCGAUAAAUCUGAUGGAAGUAUUAGAAGUAUGAUGGGGUUCUGGUUUCCCCAAAAAGAUUACAAGGCUUCGGAAUAUACGUAUAAAUAUGAGGGCGAAUGUUUUAAAGGUCUUCAGAGAGACAGGAAGCAAUGGUGCUUGUUUGAUCUAGUCAAUGCCACCAUUCCACUAACCUGGGAUCGCGAACUUCCCUCCGAUUCCGAAGCGAUUCAUCUAGUUCUGAUGGCGACGAAUCCUGCCGAGCAGGGAAAAGGUCACGGAAGGAGGUUGUUGGAUAUUCUCAAAUCUGUGUCGGAUGGCACCCACACUCCCGUCAAAUUAACGGCCAGUACGGAUGACUCGGCUAGGUUCUAUCAUGCUUCAAAUUUUGUGGAACACAAGCGAACAACACUUCGGGCGGGGGAUCAAGGGGAUAGUGAAUUAGUUUCAAUGACUUAUACUCCCGGCAGUCUGGCCACAUUACACUAA